AUGGCUGCCAAUCGGGUACUCGUUUACGGAGGAAGAGGCGCGCUAGGUAGCAAAAUUGUUCAGCACUUCAAAUCUAAAGGAUGGGUGAGUAGCGUGCUAUAGUUCAUAAAAAAUAAAGAAAGAAUACAUAUAGAAUACAAAUACGAAAUAUUGUGCGCUGUUGAGUAGAUGAUAUGGUAAGAAGCAAGGAAAAGGACAUUAAACCAUAUGAAAUUGUCACCAUCAAGACGUUUGAAUGUUGAACGAUGCCAGCCCAGAACUAUCAGAAAACAUAUAAUCACUUGCAUCUUGAAUAAAUAGCCUACUUUGCAGGAUAGUUCGAUACCAUCAUCCUAUUUUCGAUGUUUUCUUUAUUUUCCAACAAUAGUGGGUAGCCAGCAUCGAUAUCGUUGCCAAUGAGGAGGCAAACGCGAACGUACUGGUGAAGUUAUCCGAGUCAUUUACAGAGCAAGCGGGACAGGUAAGGAGGAGCGCGCUUUCACGUGCUCUCCCUGUGAUGUUGACAGUUUUGACUUAGUGAAUGAUCCGAUGUCAAGCGAAACGAUAAUUGACUUUCCAUUUGCAAAACGCUGGAUAAUUACAGUAAUUUCUAUUCCACGAUCAAAAACUCGACUCGAUGGUUAUGAUCGUGCAUAGGCCUAUAGGGGGCUAUUCUAUUCAUUGCCAUAUUGAAGUUGUCUUUUUAAAUGCAAGAUUAAAUUGAUUUCUUCGUUAUUGUGGGAGCUAGAUGGGAACAAAAUUGUAAACACAGGAAGUGGUGACAUUCCAAAUGAUAAAAAAAAUAUAUAUUAGCAAAACAGCCAGAGUCUUGCCCUUUUUUAUAAUGGACUGUUUUCUCUUGCUGCAGGUGACAGCAGAUGUGGCCCAGUUGCUAGGGGACCAGAAAGUGGAUGCCAUCUUGUGUGUGGCAGGUGGUUGGGCAGGAGGAAAUUGCAGCUCAAAAGGUCAGAGUUCAACAGCAUUUUCCUGAGAUAUCAUCAGUUAAUUUUGAACACACUGUGAUAUGAAUGCUUUAAAACCAAUUUCCCCUUAGGCUGAAUUCUCAUCAGGAAUUCAAUAGGGAUGUUUGUUUGUGCCAUUGUACAGUGUUCUAUUUAAUUAUAUGUUCGUUCAUUAUUACAAUGUUGCUCCUCAAACAAAAUGUUAUCUUAUGGAUGUCUUUUUUAGACUUGUACAAAAACACAGAUAUGAUGUGGAAGCAGAGUGUGUGGACCUCUACCAUCUCUAGCCACCUGGCUGCUGUGCACCUGAAGCAAGGGGGACUGCUGACUUUGGCUGGGGCUAAAGCAUCACUGGGUGGCACUAGUGGUAAGAUACCACAUACCUCUAAUCUCUACUGGUAUUCUAUUCUACUGCUGUUCUAAAAUAUUCUACUGGUAUUCUAAUUUAUUCUACUAUGCAUUCUAUUACUUUAUCCUGUAAUGUUGUCAUGUUGACUCUGUUAGAUUGUGCCUCUGUUCUGACCACCGUUUAAUUCCUACUUUAAUGUUUGAGGGACUUUGGCUUACAUCUACUGUCGUCACCAUUUAAGCAGCCAAAACAAAUAGCAGCUUAUGUCAUCAAACACUUUGUAAAACAUGUAACCCGUGGGUACAAAUAAGCCUAUGACAUAGGAACUAAAAUAUGAGUAACAUGUUUAAUGUGAUAUACAUAGUGAUAUUUCAUGAUGUCGGACAAUAAUGAGGACAGAAAUUGUUACUAUGUUUUUUCACACAAUGCUGUCUGAUAUUUUAGACCAUGUAUGCAUGUGAUGGUACCUAUAGGACCAAGCACUCAUGCCAUUCCCUGUGUGGUGUGUUACCCAUGUGAUGGCCCUGACAACAAUACAAAUCCUGACACUAGGGCACCUAAAAUCCCUGAUUAGCAGUCGCUACAAAGCGCCCGCUCUCAUUGGCUGUCGGAUUGGGGAGGCGAAUGAGUCAGCAGAAUUUGGGUCUCUCCACGUGGUUAGAGUGUGCUGUGCUGUUCUCCUAUUGCAAUGUAGCUUACUGUAGCAUCUAGUGCUAAACUAGACACAGGCCAGGAAAUCGUAGAGAUUUCCCUGAGGGGGGUUGGUUUAAAAUGACUAUUUUGACAGUUGUAUGUCUAAUAUUAUUUGGGGAUGUUUUCUAUAGUUUAACUCUUGUCUCUGUGUUUAAAAAAUAAUAAUACGAACAAGGUUUUGAUAUUGAAGAACGUAUGCCUAUAUUUGUUUUAAUUAAAAAAGUAUCUACAGUAUUUCCCCUCAGGUAAUGUUCAGAGCUGCCUUUAUGUGAAGUGUGUGAGUUUUAGAAAGACAUCUUUAAAACUACCUUUCAUUUUAUAAUGUAGGUAAAGCAUUUCCCCCAUACCUUAUCAAACAUUGAUUGCCUUAGGCCUAAUCAAAAUACAAAUGCUCUGUACUAUUGACAAAAAAACAAGACAGUGGAAGACCGUAGUAGUGCUUAAAGAUUGCAUGUGUUUAGGGGUUAUUUGUGCUUAUAUUCAAACUUUAUAUUAGCUUUAAUACUUAAGCGCUUUACCAGCUAAUUGUGUGUCUGAUUUACUGAGUUCCCAAUAUUGAUAUACUACCUUUGGGCAGUUUGGUGUCCAGUGGUGUCUUAGUCUUACAAAGCCAGACACAGACUAAGAGUAAGCUACAUUGUAGACAUUCCAUUGUGGACUGAAAGAUUAAGGGUUGAUUUGGGGUUAAAGACUGAGGUUAGUUAACCAUGUGAGCACCCUAUGACCCUUACCCUUCACCCUAGAUUUAAAAGUCAGGUUGAACUGUAAAAUAACAUUGAUUUAACUUUGGGUGAUUCAGCAUGCAAGUCUGUUAAUCCUGUUUGGGGAAAUGGAUUCUAAACACACUUCCUAUAAACCAUCCUAACGCAGUUUGGAGCACAUCUAUGUAAACAAAUACAACUGACAGUCUCUCCCCAACCAAAGACUGUGUUCCAUUGAGAAAUAUGUUCCACUUCAGUUUAGUAGGACAGUAUCUUGGAGAGAGAACAAUAAUUUAAGAAAGAGCUAACGCUCCACCCCUUUCUCUCAUUGGUCCAUUCUUCAAAGGUAGCUGUGGCAUGCCUCUGCCAUUUAUUUGAGUGUGGGGAGAGCAUAUUACAUUCUUCAAAGAAGCGUUUCUAAGUGGAAAAUGCUGCUUAUUGUUUCCAGAUGCUCCAAACACAAACAUUGAUGGGAAGUCAAAAGCAUGCCUGUGGAACAAGCAGUCAUCUCUCAAUACAACUGUAAUGGGCAAAGUUUGGGAACCAAAAGCACCCAGAAUAUUUGUCUAUAGUAUAUGAACAGGAAAUGUGUAGUCAGCUGGUGACUUCAAAAUAUACUAUGUUUGUAAUAUCACAUCUAUUACUUUGUAACACUUAUUGUGUAUAUUUCAUGUCCCAUGUUAUAAUAGUAAGAUUUAUUGGUGUGUUUUCUCUGCUUAUCUGAUUUGGCUGUUGUAUAAAUGACAACUCACCUAUCCACCCAUCUCUCCUAUAUCACCCUCCCCCUCUUCAUCCCUCCGUCUUUCUCUCCCUCAGGCAUGGUGGGCUAUGGCAUGGCCAAAGCAGCAGUCCACCAGCUCUGUCAGAGUCUAGCCGGAGAAGACAGUGGGAUGCCCCCUGGAGCUGUGGCUCUAGCCAUACUACCGUGAGUAAUCAUAUUGCCUGCCAAGUUUAUUGACUAAUUAGGAAUAGGAAAACCCUGCACUCAUUAGAAAGUCAUUAGGAGUUUAAUUUAUUUGCAGAAACAGAGGUCAAAGGGCAAAUAACGAAUAGAAGGAAGGAAAUAGGAAACAGUUGUAGGUGUAAUUGACCUCCUUAAUGUCUGGGAGGAUCGAAGGGGGUUGCCUGUGCUGAAGGAGGAAGACUCCCUCAGUCACUCUUGUGUUCACCUCAUGAGCAGCUAUCUGUAUACACUGUUUCAUUGAUUAACUGAUGCAUGUAAAGCACUUUUUUGCAAUGUCACCAUGAGAAGCCUGUAUCUGAGUUUUAUUGUCAAUAAUCUCAGGGCUCUGUUAUGGUACAUUCCAAUUACAUGAGGUUGGACUGAGGCCACCUGCCAGGCUACUACUAGCUGUCACAUAUGGUUAGCAUUACCCCCAUGACUUGCAGUUCUUCUGCACUACCAAUAAGAAUAGGGGGAGGGUUGCUUUAUUCACUGCAACUGUGCACAUUCAAACAUGCAACUAAUACAACAGAUAUCUAAAAUCAUAUUUCAAUAUAUGCAAGUAUUUAUGUAGCAAUUAUCAUGCUCAUCUCAAAAUAUAACAGUGAAAGUCCUUCAUCAAAGAGGUUGUUGGAUGCUUUCUGGCUGUAAAUAAGACAAUAGAGAUAUCAUCUCUACGCUUUAGCUUUGCUUUUGUGUUUUAAUCUGUAGACAAGGGGCUUACAUGGAGCUGUUAAAAUCAGUCCAGGGCCAGAUCCUCAGGCCUCAGGCAGUCAGUUCCUACCACCGCCAGAUCACUAUCAUGUGACUUCAUUACACAGGGUAACCUUGGAUACGCCGAUGAACAGGCAGUUCAUGCCUGAUGCAGACUUUGGUUCCUGGACACCACUGGAGUACAUUUCAGAGUGAGUGUGAUAUAGUAGAUGAUGGGUUGUUUACAUUACUGUGUGUUUUAACUGAUAUUUAGUUGAUCUUGAACUUUAAAAUUAAAUGUACCAUAUAUUUAUGCUCAAAGACCAUCAUUAGAUGGAUUCCAGGGUCUUGAUCAAUGUAUGACUAUUAUUUAUAAUUAUAGACAAUCUUUUUCUUUUUAAGAAAAUUGGUGUAUACCAGUAUUUCACCAGAAGAUGGCAAUGCUGGAAAAUAGCCUAUUCUAUUCUAUUGUUAAAAUCAACACCUUGCCAAAAGAUAUCUGGAGCCAAAUGUCUGGUUUGAAUAAUACUGUAAUGUGAUGAAAAUAUUAAUUUAAUGGACAUACACUACCGUUCAAAAGUUUGGGGUCACUUAGAAAUGUCCUUGUUUUCGAAAGAAAAGCAAUUUUUUUGUCCAUUAAAAUAACAUCAAAUUGAUCAGAAAUAUAGUGUAGACAUUGUUAAUGUUGUAAAUGGCUAUUGUAGCUGGAAACGGCUGAUUCUUUAGGCGUACAGAGGCCCAUUAUCAGCAACCAUCAGUCCUGUGUUCCAAUGGCACGUUGUGUUUGCUAAUCCAAGUUCAUAAUUUUUAAAAGGCUAAUUGAUCAUUAGAAAACCCAUUUGCAAUUAUGUUAGCACAGCUGAAAACUGUUGUGCUGAUUAAAAAAGCAAUAAAACUGGCCUUCUUGAGAUUAGUUGAUAAUCUGGAGCAUCAGCAAUUGUGGGUUCGAUUACAGCAUCAAAAUGGCCAGAAACAAAUAACUUUCUUCUGAAACUCGUUAGUCUAUUCUUGUUCUGAGAAAUUAAGGCUAUUCCAUGCGAGAAAUUGCCAAGAAACUGAAGAUCUCGUACAAUGCUGUGUACUACUCCCUUCACAAAACAGCGCAAACGGGCUCUAACCGAAUAGAAAGAGGAUUGGUAGGCCCUGGUACACAACUGAGCAAGAGAACAAAUACAUUAGAGGGUCUAGUUUGAGAUACAGAUGCCUCACAGGACCUCAACUGGCAGCUUCAUUAAGUUGAGGACAUGUGGGAGGCCCCGGUGCAAAACUCCGGGAUACUGACCUUCUAGGCAGAGUUGCAAAGAAAAAGCCAUACAGUGAGGGAAAAAAUUAUUUUAUCCCCUGCUGAUUUUGUACGUUUGCCCACAGACAAAGACAUGAUCAGUCUAUAAUUUUAAUGGUAGGUUUAUUUGAACAGUGAGAGACAGAAUAACAACAACAAAAUCCAGAAAAACGCAUGUCAAAAAUGUUAUGAAUUGAUUUGUAUUUUAAUGAGGGAAAUAAGUAUUUGACCCCUCUGCAAAACAUGACUUAGUACUUGGUGGCAAAACCCUUGUUGGCAAUCACAGAGGUCAGACGUUUCUUGUAGUUGGCCACCAGGUUUGCACACAUCUCAGGAGGGAUUUUGUUCCACUCCUCUUUGCAGAUCUUCUCCAAGUCAUUAAGGUUUCGAGGCUGACGUUUAGCAACUCGAACCUUCAGCUCCCUCCACAGAUUUUCUAUGGGAUUAAGGUCUGGAGACUGGCUAGGCCACUCCAGGAGCUUAAUGUGCUUCUUCUUGAGCCACUCCUUUGCUGGAAUACCCAUCCACGACCCAUUUUCAAUGACCUGGCUGAGGGAAGGAGGUUCUCACCCAAGAUUUGACAGUACAUGGCCCCGUCCAUCGUCCCUUUGAUGCGGUGAAGUUGUCCUGUCCCCUUAGCAGAAAAACACCCCCAAAGCAUAAUGUUUCCACCUCCAUGUUUGACGGUGGGGAUGGUGUUCUUGGGGUCAUAGGCAGCAUUCUUCCUCCUCCAAACACGGUGAGUUGAGUUGAUGCCAAAGACCUCGAUUCUGGUCUCAUCUGACCACAACACUUUCACCCAGUUCUCUUCUGAAUCAUUCAGAUGUUCAUUGGCAAACUUCAGACGGCCCUGUAUAUGUGCUUUCUUGAGCAGGGGGACCUUGCGGGCGCUGCAGGAUUUCAGUCCUUCAUGGCGUAGUGUGUUACCAAUUGUUUUCUUGGUGACUAUGGUCCCAGCUGCCUUGAGAUCAUUGACAAGAUCCUCCCGUGUAGUUCUGGGCUGAUUCCUCACCAUUCUCAUGAUCAUUGCAACUCCACGAGGUGAGAUCUUGCAUGGAGCCCCAGGCCGAGGGAUAUUGACAGUUAUUUUGUGUUUCUUCCAUUUGCGAAUAAUCGCACCAACUGUUGUCACCUUCUCACCAAGCUGCUUGGCAAUGGUCUUGUAGCCCAUUCCAGCCUUGUGUAGGUCUACAAUCUGGUCCCUGACAUCCUUGGAGAGCUCUUUGGUCUUGGUCAUGGUGGAGAGUUUGGAAUCUGAUUGAUUGAUUGCUUCUGUGGACAGGUAUCUUUUAUACAGGUAACAAGUUGAGAUUAGGAGCACUCCCUUUAAGAGUGUGCUCCUAAUCUCAGCUCGUUACCUGUAUAAAAGACACCUGGGAGCCUGAAAUCUUUCUGAUUGAGAGGGGGUCAAAUACUUAUUUCCCUCAUUAAAAUGCAAAUAAUUUUAUAACAUUUUUGACAUGCGUUUUUCUGGAUUUUUUUGUUGUUAUUCUGUCUCUCACUGUUCAAAUAAACCUACCAUAAAAAUUAUAGACUGAUAAUUUCUUUGUCAGUGGGCAAACGUACAAAAUCAGCAGGGGAUCAAAUACUUUUUUCCCUCACUGUAUCUCAGACUGGCCAAUAAAAAGAAACAAUUAAGAUGGGCAGUCUCAGGCUUUUUCUUUGCAACUCUGCCUAGCAGGACAGCAUCCCGGAGUCGCCUCUUCACUGUUGACGUUGAGACUGGUGUUUUGCAGGUACUAUUUAAUGAAGCUGCCAGUUGAGGACCUGUGAGGUGCCUGUUUCUCAAACUAGACACUCUAAUGUAUUUGUCCUCUUGCUCAGUUGUGCACAUGGGCCUCCCACUCCUCUUUCUAUUCUGGUUAGAGCCAGUUUGCGCUGUUCUGUAAAGGGAGUAGUACACAGCCUUUUUUUUGUCUUCCUGAACUUCCUUCUAGAAUUUGACAUAUAGAAAACAACUUAAUCCCAUCCAGCUCUUAAAAAGUGAACUCUCUUAUAUCACAUAAGCCAGUCAUGCUUCACUUUCACUCACUUAUGAGUAGUGACUACUAGUACCCAUAGUCCCAUCCUCUUAUUUUUCUUAUUUUCUCAUAGUCUUAUUUUUCUGUCUUCUAGAACUUUCUUCAAUUGGGCCACUGGUGCGGAUCGUCCAGCUUCGGGCAGUCUGAUGCAGGUCACCACCACCGGAGGCGAGACACAGAUCCUACCCACACAAUAGAGGAGAGAGAGGUGGAGAGGGAGGGAGAGAGAGAGAG
Coregonus sp. 'balchen' is the source of this 7857-nucleotide messenger RNA. The record is from the annotation of a GenBank genome assembly. NCBI's taxonomy places the organism in Eukaryota, Metazoa, Chordata, Actinopteri, Salmoniformes, Salmonidae.